Octopus bimaculoides (California two-spot octopus) is the source of this 6600-nucleotide messenger RNA. RefSeq lists its product as uncharacterized. NCBI's taxonomy places the organism in Eukaryota, Metazoa, Mollusca, Cephalopoda, Octopoda, Octopodidae. The record is from RefSeq and is a predicted model, not a curated record.
UAACCCGCUCAUUUAUCAGAGGUGAGGCCAGCAGGUGAGAGAACUCGAUGCAUUUGGAUUUAUGUAGUAACUAUCAGAGACGCAAUAAUUUUCUUUGCACUUAUAUACAAGUUUUGAAGAAAAAAGGAAAAUAAUGUCUCUGUCCUGCUCUUUGACCUUCAAAUGUGUCAUAUGAUAAUGUUCGAAUUUUUCUGUCUAAUUGACAAGAUUUAUCAUGAAAUAUAGAAAGAAGCAAAUAAGAAAAUUCAACUCUUUGCCGUGUUUGGAUUGACUAACAUAGGAGAACCUCUUCUGCCAGCACUGCCAACACCACCCCCGCUAACACCAACGACACAGUCUUUGCCUGCAAGCUUUUUACCACAACCACAUUUUCCACCACCACUACCACCAUAUCUGUUUUCCUGAAAAUACCACCACAGCUACUACUAUUGGUACUAUUGCUAUUACUACUUGGGUCGCUUGUGCAGGUUUUGGUUCAGCCAAAAAUUUGUUUUUACGUUGAGUUCAGAUGAGCUCUUGGUGAGCCGAGUCCACGCCCGAUUGCUAUUCACUGUUGUAGUCAUAACAUUUCAUUUACAUACUAACGUCUUAAAGAACAUCAUGACGGAUCUUUACCCUUCAUUUUCGAAUCCAGUAGAUAAAACCAUGCAAAGGAUGUCACGCCAUUACUCCUGCUUUCUUGAAGUUUGGAAGCAUACGGGUUAUGUCAUAAGUCAAGACUUCUGUGAUACAAUCAUGUUGCUUACCGCUAUCGUUUCUGAAUAACCCGUAUGUUCUCUUAUGUACCAAACGCAUUCGUCGGAGACGAGCAAUGAAUGAAGUUCCAUCACACCGAGGUUUGUGCACUGGCCGUCAACCAUAAAGGUUUUUCUACGUACCAGAUUUGUUUUAGGAAUGUUAACUUAAUAUUUAUGAUCAUAACGUAUGAUGCUUUUAUUAAAUCCUAACCUGACGGAGAUAAAUUUAGUUGCCUGAUCACUCAUAAAAUAAUUAUUCAUCACUGACUCAUUGUUGUUGCAAUUAAUGCUGUCAUUCGCCACAAGGCCUACAGAUCUUGUUGAUGCUGUCAUAGAUUUCCUCAUGUGUAAAAUAGCUCUUUGAGAACUGAUCACAUUAUAUAUGGUGAUUCUAAAUUUCAUUUCUAUAUUCAGUCUGUUUUUAUCGGCUUCGAUCUAAGGAAAAGAAGUUUAUCUAGAAAAGUAAUCUACGGAUUAUGUUAAUUGGGACGUUACCUUGUUUAGAUUCACUGAACGACUGUUGUUGCUAUUAAUAUAAGUAUUGGUGCUGGUCGUCGUUGUCGUGGUGAAAGCGAGAUUAUAAAGUUGUAGCUGUUGAUUUUCAUAGCCUCAAACCAUCUUGUGUCGAGUUAACGCCUGAUACUAAAACAGUCAAUCACUCACAGGCGAUCCACAAACCCAGUGUAUUUGGAUACGAAUAAAAGUAUUGAAAUUUGUGCCUAUACAAACCAAAACUGAUUUUCAACGAAGUUCCGCGCAAAGAGCAAAAGUUACGUCAAGUGUUGGCAGAGUUCAAGCUGAGGAUUUUAAAAUACAAAUAAUAUUGCUUCAAGCAAUUUCUUGUCUUUCCUUUUGUUUUUAUAUUUUAAAGCAAUGCAUCUUUAUAGAAACACCAACGGACAAUAUAACGGUUUUCUCAUUAAAAUUGCAAGUAAAAAGAAGUUUUGAACGAACGUUUCACCUCAUAAAUUCAGGAAACAAUAUUGAAAUGACGAGCAGCGGAGAAAACAAACACUCAAUAUUGUUUACCAUGAGCAUCGGAUUAUGUUUGGCGUACCACUUUAAAGGAUCGCUAUGCAACCAAUCAAGUGGGACGCAUUUUCUAAUACCAAAUGUUUUCUGCAAAUAUACCAAAGGAAUCCACAUAAAGAUUUGGUCAAUGACUUCACAACUAACAGAAAUCAAGGUCUUUUCUACAGAAACGUCUAUGACAUUUAUGCUAGAUGGCAAUAAUAUUCGGUCCUUUACAUUACCCUGUGGAGAAUACAGUCUGGAUGAGAAUCUUACAAGCGGCUACAAAAUAUCUUCAUCCCAAGUGAUAAGUGUCUAUGUGGAGUAUCUUCACGACGUCUAUCUCGUCUAUUCUUUAUCAAGCUUGGGAUACGUAUACGUUAUCCCGAUUUUACCAAAUUCCCAGCAGCCUGGAACAAAUUACUUCAAUUUCACGGUUAUUAUGAGUCAUAACAACAACACCACUUUAACAUUAACCACACCGCCAUCAUAUGAUCCAUCGAAAUCAAUAUUAAAACCAUUCGUCAAUACCUCGCCUUCUUCUCACGUCUUAGUUCUCAAUGAGUCUGAGACGGUUACUAUUUCAUGCCAAUGCAAUCUCUCGGGUUUUCGUCUCGUCGCUAACCAGCCAGUGUUUGUGAUCUUCGGACAAUAUUCAAAACACCAAAACGAUGAACAUAUUUUGAUGAUUGAAUCACUUCAACCGGUUUCAACUUUAACUGGGCAGUAUUUUGUGUAUGUUCCCAACUGGAUCCAGAUAAACUCAAUACUUUAUAUCAUGGCUUUACAAAGUGACACCAAGAUUACAUGGCGGACAAAAAACGGAGAACAAUCCAAGACAUUAGAAGCUUCCCAGCAGCAGCUUUCUUUAUCUCUUUCUGCAGGAGAUUUCGCUUUUAUUCACUCGGAAAAAGGAGUCUUGCUGCUGACUCACAUUCACCAUACACUGAACCAAUCUAACGCAAUGACGCUGCAUUGUAUUCCACCAACUUUACAGUAUUUAAACUUAAAGUAUCUGUUAUUAGCUUCAAGCAGUGUCUAUCAAAGCUUUACUUUUAUUCUUUACAAUCACUGCAAUGGUUCUACUGAAGCGACACCAAAUCUUUUGUCAGUGCCAGUAUUGAAUAACUCUAAACAUUUCACUGUUUACAAUCGUUACAUUGCAGAAUGGUCGAUUACUUACCCAAAUCAGAGUAAAAAUUCAACAAUGCAAAAAUAUUUGAAAUCUGUGUCAUUUUAUGGUUAUUUCGGGAUGGUGAACCAAACUUUUAAGCGAAUGUAUCCAUUUCCGAUACAUUCCUUUCCAACGAUUAAUUGUCCAAACUUAACUUUGAUUUCGAUUUUAGAAUCGAUUUCUUCUUCGAAUAUAAAGCGAAAUUUAAUUACCGAUUCAUUCACAUGGCUGAAUCCAUCCGAUGUAGCAUUGUUGACCAACAUACAACUAUCCACUUUGUAUAGGUUAGAUUUGGGUAAUGGCAUCGAUGAGGACUGCGACAGUAGGACAGAUGAAGAACUAAAUAAUCAAAAAGACGACGAUGGCGAUGGACUAUUUGAUGAAGAUCUUACAUUUAUAAAAGGUUGCAAGCUUCUUGGUCUCUUCUCGAAUGAAGGAAAAAGACUGCAACUGGUUCAGAGUAUGUACAGUAAACAAGAGGAAAGUAAUAUCGUAGCGUUGGUCAGCUCCUUAGGAGCAUCAUUACUGGCCGUGUUUAUAUUUUUAGCCGGCUGCCUGUUUGUGGAGAACUGGAUAAAACCUCGUGCACAAAGAACUAUAUCGCCUUCAUUUGACACAUGAAAAUAGUUUAUAGUUGCGUCUUUCUUGUAAUAAAUCUUUUGAUAACCAAAUCAAUAUGUUAGCCGUGAGAAAACAAGAAUGCGUCGACUUCGAUUAGCAAUGCUUUCAUUGUCAGAUUAACGGACUGCAGUAGUCCGUGUAAAAAGGUUAUUUACUUAUCGACUCAUAUUUUAGUUUAUCUUUAAGUAGCGACGAAAAAAGUAUUAUAUUCUUAUGUCAUAAUCCGUCCAGCUUGCAUAUAAGAGCUAUUAAGGGAUAAAACUUACUUUAAUAAUGCACAAAACGUAAUUAGAAAGUGAUUUGUUAGCAAGAUAUGGUGAGCUCAGUUUUGGGAACCAGUUUCAUGAUAACCUGUUUGUAUCCUGCCCCUGCAUAAAGUAUUUUUUGUAGGAUCCCAGAAACCUAAUUGGAUUAAAAGAAAGUCAAACUUAUAACGUAAAACCGGUGCUUCUGAGACCACCUAGACUAACCUAUUAUAUAAAAUAAUAUUUAGCAGCACAAAAGAAUCCCAAUUAGACUAUACCGUAAGAAAAUGCAAUAUAUUAUUCUAAAGCAUAUGAAGGCGGCGAGCUGGCAGAACAGUUAGAACGCUGGAAAAAAUGCUUAGCAGCAUUUCGUCCGUCUUUACGUUCUGAGUUCAAAUUCCGCCGAGGUCGACUUUACCUUUCAUCUUUUCGGGGUCGAUAAAUUAUAGAGUUGCUGCAUAAUUAUUGCGGCUUUUUUUCAACAAAUUUUAUUCAACAAAGACAAUAACAACAUGUAACAAAAACACAUCUUUAAAUGAUUAUUCCGAAGCAUAUUCACUAUCUACUUCAAUUACUGCUUCCAAUUUGUUCGGCAGACGGUCAAACCACCAUUCAAAGAUGUUUUUGUUAACUAUUGUUAUUGUUUUUGUUGAAUUAAAAUUUGUUGAAAACAAGCCGCGAUUAUUAUGCACCACAGUAAGUACCAUUGAAUCACUGGGUUGGAUGUAGUCAAAAUUUCAGGCCUUCUACCUUUAGCGGAAAGGAUCAUUUAUAGAUUUAUCUACGUCUAAUUCCACCGUUAAAAACGAUUUAUAAAAUGCAAUAUAUUCUAAAAUACCAAAGAUAUCUAUCUCAGACUGUCUAUCAAUUUAUUAUAAUAAAAGCAAAUGACCAGCUCUAUUACUUACGGACGAAUGGUAUAAUUGUGCUUAUUCAAAAAGACAGCUGUAGGAAAAAAAAAAACUGAUGCGAUAGAAUUGUAGUUUUGAAAUCAGCCAAUUUUAGUCUAAAUCAAGUGAAAAAGCAAACUCAAGUUCAAAAUUGUUUCCCUGUUCUUAAAACCAAAAAUAGAAAGUAGUUUUAUGACCCACCAUCCGUUACGCGCUGAAGGAUAUUACAAUGCAUGAAACAAAUAGUCACCGAGUUUUCAAGUACAGCUAAGACUUAAUGGCUUCCCGAUUAUACUCAGUAAAUCUUCAAUAUUAAUUAAAACCAGUAGCAACAGCUCUUAAAUUAAGAUAACGCCAUGGAACAAUUAAAGGAACUUAUUAAAUGAACAUUGUUAAUGAGUAUAUUAAUUAAAUGGCUAUUACGCAAAUGAAUAUAUGUUCGCUUACUAUCAUUCCUACAUCGACCUUUCUCCAUGAAUAGCCAUUGAAAACGUCUUAAUUAUUUUUCAUUAUCCGCUCAUUCUAUACGAAAAAUGUUAUAUUCAUUUCUAAGUAUUUUGUAAUAUAUUUCUCCAUUUAGCGAAUAAAUAACUUUUUUGUAUAUUAAUUUCUUUAGACCAUUAUGUUAUUUAAAAGUACUCGUCUGGUUAGUGUUGAAGCCAACUUAAGUUAGCUGUAAUGGACAAGAGAUUGCUGGUAGGACUCUUCGUAGGCAAAGAUUAGUUCAAUCCUAGAUACUCUACACUCAGGUCAAGCGUGAAAGUUAAGGGUCAAGACGCUUUUGACCAUGAGAUACUCGCUAAUGAAAUAAAAGUGUUUCCGACAUUGUAAUAGAUUCAGAAGACCUUUCAAUACCUCUGAGUAGCUCCUGCAUUUUCAGUGUGGGGACAAUCAUCUCGGAGUUUUAGUUCAUCUAUUGCCUCCCUUUAGUGAAUAAAUAAUUGUUUUUCUAUGUAUAUUACUCUAUAUUAUUGUGCUACUUAAAUACAGUCGUCCAGUUAAGGCCGGUGGAAUGGUUAGUUCCGUUAGGUAAUAACUAAGCUCUCGGUACCGUCUGCUUUUCUCUAAUGACUUUAGGUAAAUCUAGGAAUUCGUAACAUUCUCUUUUAUAAUAAAAUGAAACUAUUCUGUUAGAUAUUUCUUGAAACUUCAUUUUCAACCUCUGUAAGAAGAUAAAUACGUUUUACAAAGAUAAUAUAAUUCGUAGGAGCUGCAGUAACUGUAAUUCUUUCAGCGUUGUCCGGGAGAUCCAUUAAAACAAGGCAGGGCACCCAACUUCAUAAGAAUGUGCACACUAAUGUACUAAACUCUACUAGAGACGAUCUUAUUUCUCUGACUUCAAAACACAUUUUUCAUAGUUCACCAAUAAUCUACUGCACAAAUAUCUUAAGCGUUUGAAGUGUUUUGUUACAAUUUUCAUGCUAAAUAUUUAGUUAACAAAUAAAAUGAUGGAAUGAAACAUUCACUAGCCUCCAGUGCUUUGCUUUCUUUCUCUCUUGCGUCUUCAAGUUCUUUUCUCAGAGAUAUAUCUAUAUCUCUGUAAGAACUUUCCCUAAAAGUUGUUUGAAACUUAUCUAAAAAUUGUUAGAAACUUCCCUAAAUCCAUUGUGUAACUUGAGUUUUAAUCAAUUUUACGUAUUACAUCUUCGUUUUAAAGUACCUUUAGGAGAAAAUAAGAAUAAUUAUUUUUGAUUAUCUCUAUUGCUGGUUAGAAAAGAAAACUCACGACGCAUAAAAGGUUGUUCAUGUUGCAUAAAAUGUUUCGCUGAAGUAAUGAUUUUUUUUCUCUGUACAGUUUCUUUAGCAACUAGUUUUAUUUUAAGUGGAGUAAUUAAGUCAAUGUUGUUAUGCAUCUUGGAAUGUUCUUCGCUAUAUAUAUAUUGAUCGAUGAUAAUAACAAUUUAUCCAACAAAAUAAAUAGU